AUGGAUAUGAGAAGCCAUGAAAUGAUAGAGAGAAGAAGAGAAGACAAUGGCAACAAUGGUGUUAGCAUUACUAAUGAAGAUAAUUGCAAUGGUAACAACAACAACACUCGUGCCUCUUGCAACUCUCAAACCCUAGAUCACCUCCAAUCGAAGUCUCCGUCGUCGUUUUCGAUCUCAGCCGCUAAAUCCAACAUAAGGUACCGGGAGUGUCUCAAGAACCACGCGGCGAGCGUCGGCGGUAGCGUUCACGACGGAUGCGGCGAGUUUAUGCCGAGCGGUGAGGAAGGAACAAUCGAAGCUCUCAGAUGCGCUGCUUGCGAUUGCCACCGUAAUUUUCACCGGAAAGAAAUCGACGGCGUCGGAAGCUCAGAUGCAAUCGCUCAUCACCGUCAUCACCACCACUACGGAGGAGGAGGAGGGAGAAGACCGCCUCCUCCGAACAUGAUGCUUAACCCACUCAUGCUUCCUCCGCCGCCGAAUUACGCUCCGAUGCACCACCACAAGUACGGAAUGAGUCCUCCCGGAGGAGGAGGAAUGGUGACGCCGAUGAGCGUCGCUUACGGCGGCGGAGGAGCUGAGUCGUCGAGUGAAGAUCUGAAUAUGUACGGACAAUCGAGCGGAGAGCAUAUAGGAGGAGCUGGUACGGCGGCGCAAAUGGCGUUUUCGAUGUCGUCGAAGAAACGAUUCAGGACCAAGUUCACGACGGAUCAGAAGGAGAAGAUGAUGGAAUCGUACUUGUAA
Thlaspi arvense is the source of this 741-nucleotide messenger RNA. The record is from the annotation of a GenBank genome assembly. Lineage: Eukaryota; Viridiplantae; Streptophyta; Magnoliopsida; Brassicales; Brassicaceae.